Phytophthora infestans T30-4 is the source of this 4817-nucleotide messenger RNA. Its product is annotated as cleavage and polyadenylation specificity factor subunit, putative. Gene Ontology annotation, molecular function: nucleic acid binding; protein binding. The coding region runs from base 1 to 4686 and encodes 1561 amino acids. NCBI's taxonomy places the organism in Eukaryota, Oomycota, Peronosporomycetes, Peronosporales, Peronosporaceae. Gene Ontology annotation, cellular component: nucleus. The transcript has 3 exons. The record is from RefSeq and is a predicted model, not a curated record.
AUGUUCUCCUUCGAGGAGGACGCUAUCGGACCUGGAGCUACGCUGAAAGGAGAGAAGAAUGGCCGAGAACAGCUGCUGGGACUCGCCACGCAAGCGUCCGCCCGCGUAGACCCACAGACACGCUACUCGGAAGAAGAAGACGACGACGAGGAAGAGAAGAAACUUGAGCAGCUAGUGAACGAGAGCAAGCACAGAGGAGUCACGAGCGACAUGAACAACACGCUGAACGCUUUACUGGACAAGAGCGUCAAGGUCGGAGCCAAGCGCAAGAGAAACCACAUGAGUGGCCUCAUGCCGAACGACAUAACCGGGCGAGAAUUCCUCCUUCGACUACGAGAAGUGGAGAUAACGGGCAAAGUGAUCGAUCUGGCCUUCCUGGACGGCUACUUAGAGCCCACGUUGAUGGUGUUGCACGAGGAGAACGACAAGAACUCGACGUGUGGACGGCUAGCUGUGGGCUUUGACACGUACUACUUGACUGUCAUCUCCAUCAACAUGAAGACGAGACUUCAUCCGAAGAUCUGGACCGUCAAGAACCUCCCGUCCGACUGUUUCCGAUUGAUCCCGUGUCGUGCACCGCUUGGUGGAGUCGUGGUCUUGUCGGCCAAUGCGAUCCUGUACUUUAACCAGACGCAGUUCCAUGGCUUAGCGACGAAUGUGUUUGCGAGCAAGACAGUGAACCAGUCAGUGUUCCCUCUCAGCGACGCCGUGUACGAGACUCCCGAGCACGAGACGGCGCAGCUGAAUGUGGUGUUGUACGACUGCCAGUUUGAGUAUCUGCAAGAUAAGGAGCUGUUGUUGACGAUGCCUUGUGGACAAGUGUACGUGCUGUCGCUGCCCUAUGAAGACACAUCGAGUCGUGGACUGUAUGGCUUCGGUGGAGUAUCGUCAGGUCGCAAUGCGUCGCUAUCGCUACGAAUGCUUCGGUCUAGUAUUCAGGCAAGCUGUGUGUGUAUCGAUGACGAGAAGCAGACGUUGUUUAUCGGCUCACGGUCAGGCGAUUCUGUGCUUUUUGCGCUGGACAAGAAGAAGUUGGUCACUGCCACGGAGGAAGAGCAAAAAGACGAGGAAAUGCCGAUCAAAGAGGUGGUAAUAAAGCAGGAAUCUGCCCCGGAGAUCAAGUCGGAGCCAGCUGAGGAGGAAGAGGAAGACGAAGAUGAUUUGUUCCUGUAUGGUGCAGCUCCUACGAAGGAAGAGCCUGCAGCUACGAGCUCUACUGAGUGUACUAACGGCGUGGGUGUAUCGAGUGUGAAGACAGAGGAGAAUGGCGCGCCUGAGCAAGACACUGGCCCGUACGACUACGAGCUGCGACAGAUUGAUGUGCUACCCAGUAUCGGACAGAUCACCUCGAUUGAGUUAGGCGUUGAGAACAACGCAGACUCGAAUGAAAAGCGCGAGGAGCUGGUGAUCAGCGGAGGAUAUGAACGUAGCGGCGCCAUCUCCGUGUUGCACAAUGGCCUGCGACCAAUUGUAGGCACCGAAGCAGAGCUGAAUGGCUGUCGAGCCAUGUGGACAGUGUCGUCGUCUUUACCGUCAGCAACCAGAAGCUCGGAUGGACGGAGUUAUAAUGCGUAUCUGAUACUGAGUGUUGCUCAUCGUACGAUGGUGCUGCGCACUGGCGAAGGUAUGGAGCCUUUAGAGGACGACAGUGGCUUUUACACGUCUGGGCCUACGCUUGCGGCGGCGAAUCUGUUCAACAAGCAGCGCAUUGUUCAGAUAUUUAAACAAGGCGCACGUGUGAUGAUGGAAGUACCGGAAGAGGAGACAUCCAAUGGACAAGAGAAGUCUGGAAAGGCAGAAGGUGCAGAGGACGAAGAGGAAGACGACGAGGAUGACGGACCCAGAGUCAAGUUGGUGUGUACACAAGAGAUCACGUUGGAGGGCGACGUCGAGUGUGGAGGCAUGAACGUGGACACUUCUAGCGUCGGAAUCGUGUCGGUGGAUGUGGUGGAUCCGUAUAUUCUUCUACUGUUGACUGACGUCUCCGUUCGUCUGCUGAUGGGAGACGAAGAAGACUUGGAGCUGUCGGUGAUUGACCCGGAAAUCGACUACGCGGAAGGCAUUUCUGAGGCCAAUGGAAGUGCCGAUAUGUCCAAGCACGGCAGCAGUUCUGCGUGUCUCUUCUACGAUUGGGCUGAGGACGACGAUGAUAUGGACGCGUUGUACAGCAGCAAACCGAGCCCCAAGGUGGCCACGAUGAACGCUACCAAGUCGAUGCCAAGCACAGCUACACCGAGGAAUGAGGACGGGUCUGUGUCGAUCCCGUUAUUGCAGCAAAAAGACGCCAAGAUGAUGUGUAGCAUGUGCUUUGGAGAUGGCUCUCUGCAUGUGUUUUCUCUCCCUGACUUUAAGAAGCGAGGCGUGUUCCCCUACCUCACGUUUGCCCCGCAGUCUUUGGUGAACACACUGGAACACUACCAAGUGGGCAGGAACAAGACAGUCAAGUUGUCAGCCCCCGCUCUUGGGCUCAAUGCGUCGACGUCGUCAGCAAACGACGGUCGCAUCAAGAAGUCGCACACGAUCAACUCGCCAGUAGCAGACAUCGUCAUUCAUCGUGUGGGGCCUAGUGAAGGGCAGCACAACGCGCAGUAUCUCUCUCGCAUGGUGAUGCUGGUGUUUCUUGCCAAUGGCGACUUGCUCAUGUACUCGGCUGCACCAAAGUUCGAGAGUUUAAAGCCUCGAGCCAACGGAGAAAUCGCCCCCGUCUUCCAUUUCGUACGCGUGGGGACUGAGCUGAUCACGCGGCCAUUCCUGCCCCCCAAGGCGCGUACGAAUGCGCACAAUGAAGCUGGCAAUAACCCGGAAGUCAACACCAGCGCAGUGCUAGCGAAACUUCGCGCCGGCUUCCGGUAUCCCAUGCUGACGUGCUUCUACAACGUCAACAAUAUGAGCGGCGCGUUCUUCCGAGGAGCUCACCCGAUGUGGAUUCUGGGAGACCGUGGCCACGCGUCCUUCGUCCCCAUGUGCGUCCCUAGCUCCGCUCCGCCUAAGGCGAAUGGCACGUCCAAGAAUGCCGCGCCUCGAGUGAGUGUGCCAGUGCUGAGUUUCACGCCGUUCCACCAUUGGAGCUGUCCGAAUGGCUUCAUCUACUUCCACUCCCGCGGUGCGCUGCGAGUGUGCGAGCUUCCGUCCAGUAAAACGUCGACGAUCCUGCCUUCCAGCGGCGGGUUUGUGCUCCAAAAGGCGGAGUUUGGAGCUACGCUACACCACAUGCUGUACUUGGGCAGCCACGGUCCCGGAGGUGUGGCAGAAGCGCUUGAAGCGCCGACGUAUGCUGUCGUUUGCAGCGCCAGACUGAAGCCAGCCGACGCAGAUCGAGCCACGGAAGUGGAAGGCGCAGAGGAGGAGCUGGAACCGGAGAACUUGGACCCGAACGGGAACCCUCUCGGCAGUAACGUGAUGGCGCCGACCGCCGAAAUGUUCGCGGACUACGAGACCGACCACAUGGCGCACACUGAAGAAGACGUGUACGAGUUGCGCUUGGUACAGACGGACGAGUUCGGCGAGUGGGGACGUCGUGGAGUGUUUCGUGUCCACUUUGAGCGCUACGAGGUGGUGCUCAGUGUGAAGCUCAUGUAUCUGUACGACUCGUCUCUGAUGAAGGAGGAAGUGGCGUCGACGUCUCCGGAGUGGAACAAGAAGAAGCGUCCGUACUUGGUGGUUGGCACGGGCUGGGUGGGUCCCCAUGGCGAGGAUGAAAGCGGUCGUGGUCGCCUGCUGCUGUACGAACUUGACUACGCGCAGUACGUAAACGAGGAAGGCGGCGCGACAAGUGGGAAGCUGCCCAAGCUGCGACUGGUAUUCAUCAAGGAGCACAGACAGGGAGCCAUCUCCAUGGUCUCGCAGCUCGGCCCGUACGUGUUGGCCGCCGUGGGCUCCAAGCUCAUCGUGUACGAGUUCAAGUCGGAGCAGUUGAUCGGCUGUGCGUUCUACGACGCGCAGAUGUACAUCGUGACACUCAGUGUGGUCAAGGACUUUGUCAUGUACGGAGACGUCUACAAGAGCGUGCAUUUCUUGCGUUGGAGGGAGAUGCAGAGGCAGUUGGUGCUGCUAGCCAAGGACUAUGAACCUCUGGCGGUAUCUGCGACAGAGUUCAGUGUGUUUGAGAAGAAACUGGCGCUGCUAGCGGUGGAUAUGGACGAGAACCUGCACGUGAUGCAGUUCGCCCCGCAGGAUAUCGAGUCUCGCGGUGGCCAGCGUCUGCUGCGCGUGAGCGACUUCCACUUGGGUGUCCAAGUCUCGAGUAUGUUCCGGAAGCGGGUGGAUGCGUCUGGAUCGGUGGUGUCGGCUACAAACGGACGCAAUGCAGCGCCUCUGUCCAACUACGUGAACGUCAUGGGCACGUCGGAGGGAGGCGUCGGCGCUCUGGUUCCUGUCGGCGAGCGCGUCUUCCGUCGUCUCUUCACGUUGCAGAACGUUAUGGUGAACACGUUGCCUCAGAACUGUGCGCUGAACCCACGGGAAUUCCGCAUACUCAAGACCAACGCGCAGCGACGAUGUGGCAGACCGGACGCUUGGAGCAAGAAGAAGUGGAAGAAGAGCUUCCUGGACGCCUUCGUGCUGUUCCGGUUCCUGCAACUGGACUAUGUGGCGCAGAAGGAGCUUGCACGCUGUAUCGGUACGACGCCCGAGGUGGCUAUGCACAACUUGCUCGAGGUGCAGCACGCCACGUCGACGUUUCUCUAGAAAGAUCCAGCUCGCUGCAUCGGUACAGUAGUCGAUAACCUGCUGGAAGUGCAGCAGCCCACUCCGACGUUUUCAAAACCAUAAGAAGUGAAUUUUGUCAUGCCUUAAAAUGAACGGUAGCACUUGAACAC